CAGGUCUAAUGAUGAUCAGAUCCGGCCUCGCCAGCGUCGUAGCCGGGGUGGUAUGGGGAGCCAGUCUCGGGGUUCUUCCAGCCAUGUUCAGGAUUCCGUUUCGCCCCACAGCUCAUACCAUACAUCUCCCUCUCCAUUACUCGCUCCUGCUGCUCCCGCUCCCGCUGCUGCACCCGCUCCUGGUCCCGCUGCUGCACCCGGUCCUCUGGGAGUGAUGAGGGUUGCGGAGUUGGUUCGACAGCCCGGUCGUGACCAUCUUCCCUAUCUCACUGAGUAUCCACAUGGACAUGGUCAAACAUGGUUCAACCGAUCCGGGAAUGGGAUCAGCGCAUGGAUCAACCGUAUGAUGUACUCGGCCCUCGACAGCGGACAUCCGACUUUCACUCACUUCCCUGGGGUUUGCUUAAUCACAGAGGUUUUCUCUGGAGUCUCGUUCAACGAUGAUGAAGAAGAUUGA
Messenger RNA from Brassica rapa (field mustard), 457 nucleotides. RefSeq lists its product as uncharacterized. NCBI's taxonomy places the organism in Eukaryota, Viridiplantae, Streptophyta, Magnoliopsida, Brassicales, Brassicaceae. The record is from RefSeq and is a predicted model, not a curated record.